This is a messenger RNA of Microtus ochrogaster (prairie vole), 6442 nucleotides long. It is a transcript of the gene Zfyve16, whose product is annotated as zinc finger FYVE-type containing 16. Gene Ontology annotation, biological process: protein targeting to lysosome; endosomal transport. The record is from RefSeq and is a predicted model, not a curated record. NCBI's taxonomy places the organism in Eukaryota, Metazoa, Chordata, Mammalia, Rodentia, Cricetidae. Gene Ontology annotation, cellular component: early endosome membrane. Gene Ontology annotation, molecular function: metal ion binding.
CGGCUGGGUCGGCGGGGGACGGGCACUGGGUUGGCGUCGCGCAGCCCCGGGUGUCCUGAUCGGGUCUCUCUUCACGCCUCACUGCGGCGUCGCGACGAGUCCCCGAGAGCUCGGCGGGGUGUGGGGAGGUUCUUACAUUCAACAGCCUCUUGGACAUCUCCCCCAGGAUGUUCUCAAGGCAUACAAGAAUUAAAUUCUGAGUAAGCCUACAGGUAGAAUGGACAGUUACUUCAAAGCAGCUGUCAGUGACCUGGACAAACUUCUUGAUGAUUUUGAGCAGAACCCAGAUAAACAAGAUUAUCUCCAAGAUGCACAGAAUGUAUAUGUUUCUAACCACUGUUCAGUUUCUUCAGAGUUGGCUUCUCCACAGUUAGCUUUCCUCUUGCCAAAGGACCAAAGAUGUGUUGGUAGUUGUAUCUCACCAGAAACGUGCUGUGAAGCAAAUGAGACUUUCCUCAACGAGAAAGCACGCGAGGGGUUAACUUCUAGACAGAAUGAAAAAAAUGUCACGGGACUCGACCUUCUUUCUUCUGUAGAUGCUAGUGCUUCAGAUGAAAUCCAGCCUUCAUGCAUGGGAAGAUGUAGUAAGCCUGUCUGUGACCUAAUAAGUGACAUGGGUAACUUAGUACAUGCCACCAGUAGUGAAGAAGACAUUAAAAAGUUAUUGUCAGAUGAUUCUAAGUCCAGUGUAGAUGCUUUAAUCGCAUUGGAUUCGUCUUCAGUUUCAGACAUCCUCACUGUUUCUUUAGCCGACCAUGGUAGUGAUGCUGUUGGAGAAAACCAGAAUGACUCCAGCCCACAAAGCAGAGAUUUUAGUAGGAUUAAAGAAUUGGAUGUGAAAAUAGACACAGCACUUUCUGAUUCUUGUAAAUAUAGUGGAGCAGAAAAUUUAAAAGAUGAAAAGAUCCCUAAUGAGUUAGAGACAGUUGAUUUUGACAUGUCAUUUGCUUUGACUGAACAAAAUUCUGAAACAUCUAAUGCCAAAGAUAACCCACAGUAUAAGAGGCUACCAUGUGAGUCUUUAAAAGAUACCCCACAGUAUAAGAGGCUACCAUGUGAGUCUUUAAAAGGUGAUGGCUCUUUAGCAGAAGAGGGAGUAGGUGUGGCAGUCAUAAAUACAGAGUGUUCAGAAGAAGGAGAUAAGACAAUUGCUUUGCCUUGUAAUCUUCCAAAAAAUGAAGGGAUAUGUCUAAGUGACACAGAUUCAAAAGAUGAAAAUUUCAAGUUACCUGGCCCUUCCUUUCUGGAAAACAAGGCUGCUGUAUUCAUGAAACAGUCUGUGAAAGAAGACUCAAGAAAUGUAGACCUUAAAGGUACUAGUGAUAUAGUCCAGGUUUCCUCUCCAUCUUCACAUGUUUCAGAGGAAGGUGCGCCCUCUUCCCCGUCCUGUCUCUCAUCAUCUGGGUUGUUGUGUGAACCGUUAAUUGACGAUGAUGUGCAUGGUGAUUGUUUACCUCCUGAAGAGUCUGAAGAUCGGAAAGAUGAGGUAAUGACUGUACCUGAAGAAAUACAGAAGAGUGCUGUUUUAGACGGGGAGACAGAUCUUUUGAAAAAGGAAAAGUGUAAGAGCAUAUUUCUUCAGCCAGUAACUGAAAAGAAAGUGGAUGGAAAGUUUGAACCUGAGCAGAUGGUAAUCAGUGGUGAAUCUUUGGAAUACCCUGAGGAUUCCAGCUCUUCCUCAGCUUCAGAGUCUCAAAUGGCACUCUAUGCUUCAAAUGCUCCAGAGUCUCCUGACGGAUGUGAAGGUCUCACCUUUGCCAGCAGUGACAUGGAUGGGCAGGAGUUAGAUUACUUUAAUAUUGACGGAAGCAUGAGAAGUGGCACACUAAUUAGUGAUGCUGAACUGGAUGCUUUCCUGAAUGAACAGUGUCUUCAGAACCCUAACACAAUGUCUUUUGAAGAAAGCGUAAGUGGUUCACAGUCUCAGCUGAAUCAGAUAGAUGUGCAAGGACUAAAGGGUGGAAAUGUGGGCAAUACGGAUUUCAGUGCUGAAGCAGGGGCUGCUGGUGGAAAUGCAGGCAAUACGGAUUUCAGUGCUGAAGCAGGGGCUGCUGGUGGAAAUGCGGGCAAUAUGGAUUUCAGUGCUGAAGCAGGAGCUGCUGGUGGAAAUGGAGGCGUUGUGAUUUGUGAAACAAUUGAUAAAGAAAACACCCAAGUAAACGGUGGUCUUUCUGUAGGAGAAAGCAUAGUUCCAACUGAAAGAGGGAUAUCUACCAGUAAGUCUGAUGUAGUGAAUGAAUUGCCAGUGCCCAGUAUUAACACCCAAGCUGUUGGAGGGGCCAGACCUAAGCAGCUGCUUAGCCUUCCGCCAGGACCAAGGAGUUCAAAGGAACUGAAUAAACCAGAUGUUCCAGAAGGUGAGGCAAGCAUAGCAGAUGCUGUUGCUGCAUCUGUUUGCUCUGCCGACCAUAUACCUGAUUCUCAGGCUAGCUUCAAUUCCAAUUACAUUGACAUAGAAAGUAAUUUUGAAGGUGGAUCCAGCAUUGUAACUGCAAACAAGGAUUCUCUGCCUGAAAACAUUUGCAAAGAAGGCUUGGUUUUGGGCCAGAAACAACCUACUUGGGUUCCUGAUUCAGAAGCUCCAAACUGUAUGAAUUGCCAAGUCAAAUUCACUUUCACAAAACGGCGACACCACUGCCGAGCAUGUGGGAAAGUAUUUUGUGGUGUCUGUUGUAACAGGAAAUGUAAGCUUCAGUAUCUAGAAAAGGAAGCAAGAGUGUGUAUAAUCUGCUAUGAGACUAUCAAUAAAGCCCAGGCAUUUGAAAGGAUGAUGAGUCCAGUUGGUUCUUGUCUUAAGUCUAACCAUUCUAAUGAUUGUGCCACCACCCAGCCACUUCAGGAGACCCAGACAUCCAGUAGUCCUUCACCUACGACUGUGCCCACCUCAGCACUGAAACAGCCAAAUGUUGAAGGACCGUGUUCCAAAGAACAGAAGCGAGUGUGGUUCGCAGAUGGCAUUCUGCCUAAUGGUGAGGUUGCCGAUACAACCAAACUAUCAUCCGGAAGUAAAAGAUGUCCUGAUGACUGUAGUCCUGUCUUACCUGAUGUAUCCACAGUUGUAAAUGAAGUGGAUCAUACCCAUUCUGUGGUGGAAAAGCCAAACAAUGAAAUAGGAGAUCUCACAAGAACUGAGAUAACCCAGAGUCCUGUUUCUCAUGUACCUGUGGAAAAACUGCCUCUGAGUACAGGCACUGAAGGCUUGCCUAUGCCUGGCCCUUUCACACUAGAAGAUGAUGUUUUUGUAGACAGCGAGGAGCCGUCUACUUCUGCUGUUGUGCCUGCUCAGCUGGGUUCGCCUGUGGCUAGUGUCUCAGAUUACAGAUUAUUGUGUGGCAUUGCCACACACGUCCGCACCAAGAUUAGUCUUCUACCUGAAGACGAGGUUGGUCUGCCACCCCUUCUGACCACAUCUGGAGAAGAGGGAUCAGUGCCUGUGAUACAAGAACACCCAUCUCAUGAGCAGAUCAUUUUGCUUCUUGAAAGUGAAGGAUUUCCUCCUGCCACAUUUGUUCUCAAUGCUAACCUACUUGUGAAUGUCAAGUUAGUAUUUUAUGCCUCAGAUAAAUAUUGGUACUUCUCAACCAAUGGAUUGCACGGCUUGGGACAGGCAGAAAUUAUUAUCUUGUUGCUAUGUUUGCCAAAUGAGGAUACAGUUCCUAAGGACAUCUUUAGAUUGUUCAUCACCAUAUACAAGGAUGCUUUAAAAGGAAAGUACAUAGAAAACUUGGACAAUCUGACAUUUACUGAGAGUUUUCUCAAUAGUAAGGAUCACGGAGGGUUCCUGUUUAUUACACCUACCUUUCAGAAACUUGAUGAUCUCCCAAUACCAAGGAGUCCUUUUCUCUGCGGUAUUCUCAUCCAGAAACUGGAGAUUCCUUGGGCAAAGGUUUUUCCUAUGCGCUUAAUGUUGAGACUGGGAGCAGAAUACAAAGCAUAUCCUGCUCCUCUAACAAGUGUCAGAGGCAGGAAGCCUCUUUUUGGAGAAAUAGGACACACUAUUAUGAACUUACUUGUUGAUCUUCGAAAUUACCAGUAUACAUUGCAUAACAUCGAUCAGUUGUUGAUUCAUAUGGAAAUGGGAAAAAGCUGUAUAAAAAUACCUCGGAAAAAGUACAGUGAUGUAAUGAAGGUGAUAAACUCUUCUAACGAGCACGUCAUCAGCAUUGGAGCUAGUUUUAGUACACAAGCAGACUCUCAUCUGGUGUGUGUACAGAGUGAGGGAGUUUAUCAAACUCAGGCCAAUAGUGCCACUGGUCAGCCCAGAAAAGUGACAGGAGCAAGUUUCGUGGUAUUCAACGGUGCUCUGAAAACAUCUUCAGGAUUUCUUGCCAAGUCCAGCAUAGUUGAAGAUGGGUUAAUGGUACAAAUAACUCCAGAGACCAUGGAUGGCUUACGGCUGGCUUUACGAGAGCAAAAGGACUUUAAAAUCCCUUGUGGGAAAGCUGAUGCAGUAGACCUGAGAGAGUAUGUGGACAUCUGCUGGGUGGACUCGGAAGAAAAGAAGAAUAAAGGUGUUAUCAGUUCAGUAGAUGGAAUAUCAUUAGAAGAAUUUCCAAGUGAAAAAAUAAAACUGGAAGCAGACUUUGAAACUGAAGAGCAGACCUUGAAGUGCACCGAGGUGUUCUACUUCCUAAAGAACCAAGAUAUAUCUGUUUUAUCAACUAGUUAUCAGUUUGCAAAAGAAAUAGCCACGGCUUGUAGUGCUGCCCUGUGCCCUCACCUGAGGACGCUGAAGAGUCAGAGGAUGAACACAAUUGGACUCCGAGUUUCCGUCGACACUGACAUGGUUGAAUUUCAGGCAGGCUGUGAAGGCCAGCUUCUGCCUCAGCACUACCUGAACGAGCUCGAUAGUGCACUGAUACCUGUGAUCCACGGUGGGACCUCCAACUCUAAUGUGCCCAUAGAGAUAGAGCUGGCAUUUUUCAUUUUAGAGAACCUUGUUGAGUGAAUGAAUGUGCUAUGUUAUAUGCUGCAAACUGACCUGUUAAAAUGAAUCCCAGCACUAAAACUAAAAUGUUACAAACACUAAAUGUUUGAUAAUUGAAAUAUAUAAUUCUGCUUUUUAGGCAGGAAUGAUUUUUCAAAAUCAUUAGCACAAUAUUUAAAUGUCUAAAAAUUUAAGGAAUCCAUCAUUUUUAUAGCUUUAUGUUUAAUAUAAGAACUAAGAAGAAAAAUAGAUCUUCUAACUUAAAAUUUAUAGUAUUUACUGUGUGACUUAAAUGUUAAGCCAAAGUAUCUGCGCUUAGUUAUACCUCUUUCUGCCAAGGAUGGUUUAUGAAGGGACACCUGGUUUGUUUGUUUUUUUUUUUAAAAACCAAAACCACAAAAUAUUUAAUGGAAUUAUUAUUUUAGAAAACUGAGAAAAGGGACACCUGGUUUGUGUGUACACAAAUGAGAACAUGGUUUGGAGUCUUUCAAAUGUAUUUCAGUAGUGAAGACCAGUAAGACUCUAGACUGCUAGUUCUUUGAAUAAAACCGAUAACUUAUUUGUAUAAAUGGAAUGGUUGGAUAAACUGAUUAAACUAGAAUUUUGCCUUUAUUUCUUCACAAAUUAUUAUAUAUAUACAUACACACAUAAAUUAUAUAUAUAUAUCAUUUUUCCUGAUUAUAUAUAUAUAUAUCAUUUUUCCUGAUUAAAAUAAUUGUGGGUGCUUCAGGACUUUGUGCUUCUCUAUUUAAGUCUGUUGUUUCCAUAGCAACAUAUGAUUUGAAAUGUGUUUUACAAAUCUUUGCUAAUAUACAUAGGUAAUAUUUUUGUAUCACAGUGCUUUUGCUUUCUCCUUCUUUACAAAAUCACACCACUGUAUUUGACACUCUUCAGAGGACAGCAGGCCAGAUGACCCAUGAGGUAGUCAUUGUGUAGCAAUAACUGAAGCCUCAAACAGGUUUCUAUUAUUCCGUGUUAAUCCUUAAGUAUUUCUUGAUUGGCCCCAAUGUAUGAAGUAUAAAUUUUAACAAACUUGUUACUUUUGCAUAUUUUUAAUUCUUUCUAUGGCAGUUAUUUUUAUAAUGGGAUAUUUAACAUAAAGUUAAAGGCUGUGAUAGAGCUUUCUUGUUUAAUUCAAAUAGCAGGAGAAAGAAACGUGUGUCGUUUAACUUAUAUAAAAUGUAAUCAUUGUUUUGAUGCUUUUUUUAUUAUGUGGAAUAUAUUUUUUGUAUCAAAAACACUCACUGUAUAUAUAAAGAAAAACCACACUAAAUAACCCUGUUUUAAAAAGGAUAUUUAUAAAGCCCUGCAACCUAGAGAUCCAGUCAUGUCUGUAACUCAGGAGCGAAGGUCUUAGGACCAGAGCUUUCAUCUUAAUCACACUUGGAGCAGCCAAAGACAUUUGAGGAUAAUAUCCAUAAAUGAUGUGACGUGUGACAAGUAGUAAAUAAAAUGUCAACAUAAAACUCUCUACAGUUAUUGAAAUGAUGCGCUAUAAAGAUAAUAUAAAAGUGA